AUGAGCUCACAAACGAAUGGUGAAAACCAAUACCAUAAAGAACCAGAAGAAGAUAUUGUAGAGGAUUUUGCAAGGCAAUUAGAUACUCUUGUUCAUAUUCAAGAAGACAGUGAUAAUGAUAGUAUCUUUCAUGAAUAUCAACCUAUUCCACAAGAUGAAGCAUAUCAACCCUUAACAUCAGACAAUGAAGAAGAACAAGAAGAACAAGGACCACUGAUGAUAAAAUUAGACGAUUCGAAUAAAUUAAAUUCAGAAACAUCUGAUUUGAUUAAAUCAAUUAUGAGCCAUAUUCAACUAUCCAAUGAAGCCAUACCAGACUGGGCUAAAAAAAUACCAGAAGAAGCGUGGCUACCUCGCGUAAAAAAGGAAUAA
Gilbertella persicaria is the source of this 372-nucleotide messenger RNA. RefSeq lists its product as uncharacterized. Lineage: Eukaryota; Fungi; Mucoromycota; Mucoromycetes; Mucorales; Choanephoraceae. The coding region runs from base 1 to 372 and encodes 123 amino acids. The record is from RefSeq and is a predicted model, not a curated record. The transcript is spliced from 5 exons.